This is a messenger RNA of Schistocerca serialis cubense, 1999 nucleotides long. It is a transcript of the gene Ilk, whose product is annotated as integrin-linked protein kinase. Gene Ontology annotation, cellular component: stress fiber; focal adhesion. The transcript is spliced from 9 exons. Gene Ontology annotation, molecular function: ATP binding; protein kinase activity; protein binding. The coding region runs from base 200 to 1546 and encodes 448 amino acids. NCBI's taxonomy places the organism in Eukaryota, Metazoa, Arthropoda, Insecta, Orthoptera, Acrididae. Gene Ontology annotation, biological process: protein phosphorylation; integrin-mediated signaling pathway; substrate adhesion-dependent cell spreading. The record is from RefSeq and is a predicted model, not a curated record.
UCUUUGGAUGUUAAGUAGUUUACGUUAACAUUGUUGCUGUGUGUACAGUUGAAGUGUUUGUUGUUUACAAGAAGUGUUGUCAAUUUUAAAGCAUAAUUGAGUUAUUGUUGGCAAUUAAUCUCAUUAUCCUUGAGUGAAUCUUUGCACAUUUGAAGCGUCUUUUCCUUCGGCCUUUACAUAGCCUACUCAGUUGACCAAAAUGGAAGAUAUAUUUCAGUGGUGCAGAGAAGGUAACGCUAUGCAGGUUCGUGUGUGGCUUGACGACACCGAACAUGACAUGAAUCAAGGAGAUGACCAUGGCUUUAGUCCACUGCACUGGUCAUCCAAGGAAGGGCACUUGAAAAUAGUUGACCUACUGAUACUGCGUGGAGCUCGUAUUAAUGCAACCAAUCGAGGAGAUGACACUCCUUUACACUUAGCUGCUGCACAUGGUCAUCGCGAUAUAGUUCAAUUGUUAUUACGAAAUAAUGCAGAUGUGAACUUCACAAAUGAACAUGGAAAUACUCCUUUACAUUAUGCAUGUUUUUGGGGUUACCAAGAAAUUGCACAAGAUCUAGUUCAGCGUGGUGCUCUUGUUUCAUUGGCAAACAAGGAUGGUGAUACUCCACUCGACAAGGCUCGUGGAUCCUUAGCAAAACGUCUCCAUGAUUUGGCCGUGGAAAAUAACCAAGACCUCAAGAAGAUAAAUUUCAAAGAUCAAAGCUGGCUUGGACUGAAGACAAGAAGUAGAGAUGCUACUCUAUCUCGUCACAAGGGCAUCAAUAUUGCAGACUUGGCACUGCAUACAAAAAUAGCAACUUCACCAUCUGGAGAGACUUGGCGUGGCCGCUGGCAGAAGAAUGAAAUUGUGGCAAAAAUUCUAGCUAUUCGAGAAUGUACAUCUCGAAUCUCGAGAGAUUUCAAUGAAGAGUUUCCAAAAUUACGGAUAUUCUCCCAUCCAAAUGUACUACCAGUAGUUGGUUGUUGCAAUUCCCCACCAAACUUGGUUGUUAUUAGUCAGUAUAUGCCUUGGGGAUCCCUGUAUACACUUCUUCAUGAAGGUACUGGUAUAGUAGUGGAUACAGCACAAGCAAUUCGAUUUGCCUUGGAUGUUGCACGAGGAAUGGCAUUUCUGCACAGCUUGGAACGUAUUAUCCCUCAGUACCAUCUGAAUAGUCGUCAUGUUAUGAUAGAUGAUGAUCUGACUGCACGAAUUAAUAUGGGUGAUGCGAAGUUCUCAUUUCAAGAGAAGGGUAGAGUUUACUACCCAGCUUGGAUGUCUCCUGAAGCACUGCAGAAGAAACCAAGUGAAAGAAACUGGGAGGCUUGUGAUAUGUGGAGCUAUGCAAUUUUACUGUGGGAGUUAGCAACCCGGGAAGUGCCAUUUGCGGAUUACUCACCAAUGGAAGUGGGUAUGAAGAUUGCUUUGGAAGGUUUACGGAUCAGUAUCCCACCAGGGAUUUCAUCACAUCUAGCUAAAUUGAUUAGAAUAUGUAUGAAUGAAGAUCCAGGGAAGAGGCCAACCUUUGAUAUGGUUUUGCCUAUUCUUGAUAAAAUGAAACGAUAAUUGGCACAUCGUCUGUUUUACAGCACAUGUUCAAGUGUACACCCUAUUCAGAAUUACUUUGUGAACAGUGGCAGAUUCUUUUCUGUCUCAGUCAUUGUUGCUGGGUUGUGCUGAUAAGGCAUAGCAUCUAACAUACAUUGACGACAACCAUGUUAGCAAAAAUUGUGUCACAAAAUUACUUUAGUUACUCAAGAAGACAAUACAAAAUUAUAGCAUAGCUCCAGGUAACAUAAUAUUCACCAAAUUUGGAAGUGGAUAUGCAGUUGUGACACGAAAGUUUUGAUAGCAGUGUUCAUAUACAGCUGCAAUGCAGAUGACUUUUAUUUUGCAGCAGUUCUAUUGUAACAAGGUGCCACAGUAUAUCACAAAGAAAUUUUGAGUAGGACUGAAUAGCUGUGGGCUGAUACACACAAUAUUGUGUGUGUGUGUGUGUGUGUGUGUGUACACGGGGGG